Molecule: messenger RNA, 648 nt
Organism: Cordyceps fumosorosea ARSEF 2679
Lineage: Eukaryota; Fungi; Ascomycota; Sordariomycetes; Hypocreales; Cordycipitaceae
Exons: 1
Coding region: 1-648 (215 amino acids)
Source: RefSeq, a predicted model, not a curated record
AUGCCCGCCCUGACAAUGUCACAUCGGCCAAAGAACGGCGCGAAGAAGCCGCGGUUUGAACUACCCGCACUCGAUCUCAACUUUGGCAACAUCACGGAUGGCACCAAUAUACCGCCACCGCUGCCGUCGCCAAAGGUCCCAACGCCCCCGCAAACGCCCCCCGCGAUCGAUGCCAAAGACGCCCAGGCUCAUGGCACAGCCGCUGCGAAUAAAGCCAAUGGUAUUAGUACUGGUACCUACCACCCCAACGAGCCUGCCCCGUUGAGCCCGACCCCCUUUGUUCAACAGGGCACACUCCGGCGCAUGUUGAGCAAGCGCACCAUGAGUAACACAGCUGCAGAAAGCCGGCUCCCCGGCAGCCAAAGCGCGCUGCUGCUGGACAAUGUCGACCGACCGCAGAGCCGUGGUGGUUUCAGCUUGAUGGGCGAUCGAAAAUCGAAGCGCAAUAGCGGCUGGUUUAAACGUUUCAGGAACGGCGACCAGCCGCCCUCGUCAAGACGGUCCAGCUUCCUCUUUAGCGGCAGCUCCAGCAACUUGCCCGAUACCUCGAAGCCGCUGGAGCCGCCGCCGCCAAUGAUCCCCGAGCUUCGGGAACUUGAGAAGGACGAAGGUAGCUUGGGCUCCGACAUAUUUCGAAACAUAAAAUAA